This is a messenger RNA of Anastrepha ludens (Mexican fruit fly), 2461 nucleotides long. It is a transcript of the gene NaPi-T, whose product is annotated as sialin. NCBI's taxonomy places the organism in Eukaryota, Metazoa, Arthropoda, Insecta, Diptera, Tephritidae. Gene Ontology annotation, cellular component: plasma membrane. The record is from RefSeq and is a predicted model, not a curated record. Bases 636 to 2282 code for a protein of 548 amino acids. Gene Ontology annotation, biological process: transmembrane transport; monoatomic anion transport. Gene Ontology annotation, molecular function: transmembrane transporter activity. The transcript is spliced from 7 exons.
GUUUUCCUCAUUCGUCUAGCGAACUUCUCAGUGGCGAGACGUUGUCGUUAAUUUCGUUCCGAUUCGCACUGAUUUCGGCGUACAAGCGUGUAGUUUAUUCAAAGCGAGUAGUAGUAGCCUAUUUGUAAUUUCUAUAUAGGCAUUUGCAGUGAGACCGAUCGAAGUGAUCGUUUCGCGUGUAACCUGAUCGUUUAGCGCGUAUUCUGUUCAUAUGCAUUACAAAGUGUUAAAUCGUACUACUCAGUGUGUGAAGAUGCUAGUAGUGGCGCUAGCAGUAGUUGCAAAGCUUUGAAAAGGCUUCCCCACUUUCCGCGAGUUCGUGUGCCAGACGCUGCACUUCCUUGUCUACGAUCGUUGAUCGUUUCAUUGAUGCACAGAUUGUGUAUCGACGCCGUCCCUCUACUCAAGUGAUCUCUUACAAUAUACUCAGUCAACCAACGACCCACUAUAGGCGCGCGGAAGUGCGCAGACGCAACAGUUUUUUGGGGAAAAUAAUAAAGAAAAGUUUUUUGAAAGUUUUUGCUGCAACCAGAAUUUGUGCCUGAGUGUGGUAAACGUGUACAUUAGACGACGACAACUUUAUUUCAACAUUUUUUGAGUGGUUUUUGCUGUGAUAUUGUUGAGAAAAACCAAAAAUGGUAGCAGUUGAAGCUCGUACAGUCCUGUGGUAUCUGGCAUUCAUCGGUUUCGCCGUGAACUACAUGAUCCGCAUCAAUCUCAACAUAACCAUUGUGGAAAUGAUUGCCACCAAUACGAAGUUAGUGCACACACAAACGCCUCCGCCUUUCUUGGCGAAUCUUACACAAGAUAUUUUAGUCAAUAGUAGUUAUCUACAUUCAACCAACAACAGUAUUAAUGCGAGUUUAAGUAGCAACAGUGUAGCCGUGCAGGCGUCUAAUCAGAGUGGAAUGCUGCAUGUGGCGAAGAAGAAUAGCUAUUCGUUGGAGAAGCAGCUACUGAAUGCGAUAGGGAUCGAGUACGAUAGUCAAGGAUUUGAUUGGAAUGAGUACCAACAGGGUCUGGUGCUAGGCUCAUUUUAUUGGGCGCAUUGGGUUACCCAAAUUCCUGGCGGUAUUUUAGCCAAGAAAUAUGGCACAAAAUUGGUAUUCGGCCUGUCAAAUGCAGUCGGCUGUUGGAUAUGUUUCAUUAUACCCUUAGCGGCAUAUUGGAAUUAUGAAGCACUGAUAUGGCUGCGUAUCCUACAGGGUCUUGUGACGGGCUUGUCGUGGCCAGCUAUGCAUCACAUGACCGCCAAAUGGAUUCCGCCGAAUGAGCGCAGCAAAUUCGUAACAGCCUAUUUGGGCAGUUCUGUCGGUGUCGCUGCAUUCUAUCCCAUAUUCGGCUAUGUCAUGCAUUGGACUUCGUGGGAGUGGGUUUAUCAUAUGUGCGGCGUCAUCGGCACUAUAUGGUGGUUUUGUUGGCUGUGCUUGGUGUAUAAUACACCAGCGGAGCAUCCGCGUAUUAGCAGCUCUGAGCAGCGUUACAUUGAAAAAUCGUUGGGCGCAUCGGUGCAUCAUACGAAUCUUGGACCAACUCCUUGGCGUCGCAUACUCUCCUCGCGCGCCGUAUGGAUGAAUGUCAUCGCGCAGUGGGGUGGCAUCUGGGGUCUAUUCACCAUGAUGACACAAGCACCUACUUACUUCCGCGUGGUGCAUCAUUGGAACAUUCGAGCGACCGGCAUUCUUUCAGGCUUGCCACAUUUAAUGCGUAUGCUCUUCGCUUUGGCCUUCUCAAUGCUUGCCGACUACCUGCUGCGCUCGGAUAAGAUUAAGCGCACCAAUUUGCGAAAAUUGGCAACAGCGAUUUGUUGCAUUGUGAAUGGUAUUAUGGUGCUAUGUCUUGCGAUGUUUGGCUACAAUGCUGUGGCGGCGAUCGCUUUUCUUACCUUGGCUCUAAUGUUCCAUGGUGCCGUAUCGUCCGGACCGCUUGCGUCCAUUGUCGAUAUGUCGCCAAACUAUGCGGGUAUCGUUUUGGGUAUUAGUGGUAUGAUUGGUGUACUGCCUGGUUUCGUGUCGUCCUAUAUUGUGGGCAUAAUGACGCUGGGAAAUCAAACCUUUGAAGCGUGGAAGAAUGUGUUCCUGCUCUGUGCGGGAAUGUUGAUUGGCUGUGGUGUGCUUUACGUGCUAUUUUCCGAUUCGACGUUGCAAGAGUGGAAUUCACCGAAACGUGUUUUGGUGGUCGAUCCGAAAGAGUUGGAGCUUUUACAUGCAAAUGUCACAAAUCAGAAUGAGAAGAAUCUUAGAGAUGGAGAGAAGAGUUCUGAUUACAAGAGUGAAAGUUAAGCGAAUUUAUCUGUGCAUAUUUAUUUUGUCGAACUUAUUUAGUUGCAUUUUUUAGAGUUAAGUAAUAAAUUGUUAUAAUAUAUUAAAUUUUAUUAUUAAGAGUAAAUUCUGUUAAUAUAAUUAAAGUUGUUGACACUCAGAUAUUUCUUAUCAAACGAGUCUGAUUAUUAAAAAAAUAU